GUCAUUUAUGCCUGUGUCCAUUCUUUUACCAUUUCUAGUGGACUGAGGUAUUACCCCUUUGAUCUAAAUCUUUCAGAACCUCUCCACAUAAUGUCGAGCCAACCUGCCCCAGCUCGCCCCUGGUUUCGUUUAGCAUCCAUAGCAAGGCCAACCCACCCCAAGCCCCUACUCCAACCACUGAACCCGCUCCAGCCCCGCCACGACCAGCCGCUGUUCGACCUACAUUUAGGCCGGUAGCUCAGCCUCAAGGAACUGUCCCUGCUGCACCAGCUGUGGGUGGGGUUUCUUCGGUUCCAACAUCCCCUGUUGCUGUUGGCAGAGCUUCUCAGCCGUCUUCCCCUGCUGAUAAAAACCUACAACUUCCACUUCUUCAGUUCCUAGUUCCCCAGUGAGGACCGUGCCAACUGUAACUGCAACUGCGGCAGGCCAACUAUUUCUCCACCGAAAUCAGCGACAAUUGCGUCAGUGCCAUCUUCUCCAGCCAAGCCGGUCGCGACUACUGCUUCUGUGCCAACUUCUCCAGCCAAGCCGGUCGUGACUAUUGCUUCUGUGCCAACUUCUCCAGCCAAGACAGCCCAACUACAUCACCAGUGACAAGUUCUCCAACCCAAAAGCCUGCCUCCUCUAUUGCCACCACGACUCGUGUGCCUAGCCCUCCAGCAUCAACAACAGCGGUCAAACGUGCCACACAAUCUCCGAUUCAAUCACCAAAGAUCAAACCACCAACUGCUCCGCCACCUUCUCCUUUGAUUCUCCCACCUUCCCAGUUUAAAGCUCGAGCUGAGCUUGAACCCAAGAUCCCAAUUGAGGCAGAGCAAAAGACUGUGCUCGUUCAAACGAGAAUUGACAAGCCCAAACCGGAAUGGGUCGUAACUGCUCAAAAGAUCUAGGUGAUUUACUUACAAGCCUAGCAUUCCGCUGCAAGGAAUGAAAGAACCGUCCAAGAAUGGGGAGACAAAGGAGAAAGGUCAUGGCAAGAAGUUUUCUUCAGAUUCUGAGGAUUCCGCCAUGAGGGUCAUAACAAUUGCUGGUGAAAACAAAGGUGCUUUCAUGGAGUUAAUCCAAUCACCCCAUAAAAAUGGCUUUCAGGGCAAUCAUCGUGAACAAAAGAGGACCAAUUUAUCUAGAACUAUCAGCGACGGCAGUGACUACCAAAGCUACAGCAGCAGCGAGGAACGUGGUCGCAAGGUGAAAGACAAGAGCAACACAUCAAAGACAAUGCCUAUGAAUGCAUUCAUGAACAGCAAUGUGCAAGGCGUUAAUAACUCAAUUGUCUACAACUCUUCAUGCACUCACCAUGACCCUGGUGUGCACCUUUCUCUCCUCAGAAAACCAUCCGGUGGCGGAUUUCAAGUCAAGGAACGCACCAAUGGCUACAACAGCUAGAGAAAGAAGAAACCAAAGCAUCGCAAGGGUUUUACUUUCGUUUGAUGAAUUAAUUUAGGCUAAAGUACUUAUGUUUUUAAGAAUAAAUCUAUGAGUUAUUUGAGUGAUGGCUAAAGGGGACAUGUAUUCGGAUUCGUCGGUACCACUUCUUCUGUGGUGCGACGGUCCUUGUCCCAUGCCGUGGCCCUGGCCUUUGGUAUUGAGAAUUAUAUAUGCUAAACGUUGAGUGUAAUAAAAAGUGGAGCAUAAAACCAUUGUGUUUGCAAUCUCA
Messenger RNA from Theobroma umbraticum, 1657 nucleotides. RefSeq names its product serine/arginine repetitive matrix protein. The record is from RefSeq and is a predicted model, not a curated record. Lineage: Eukaryota; Viridiplantae; Streptophyta; Magnoliopsida; Malvales; Malvaceae.